AACGAAUUUCGGCUACCUUUUGACUGUGGUGCCGCGUAGGGUUCUGGGCCUUCGUUGUAGAAGUUGCAGCAGUCAUGGCGGCGACGAGAGUUCUCUCGCAGAGGGAGCAGGACAUCCAGAUGAUGCUGGCGGCGGACGUCCACCUUGGAACCAAAAAUUGCGACUUCCAGAUGGAGCGAUACGUCUACAAGAGACGACCUGAUGGUAUUUUCAUAAUCAAUCUUGGGAAAACUUGGGAAAAGCUUCAGCUUGCAGCUAGAGUGAUUGUGGCAAUUGAGAAUCCCCAAGAUAUCAUUGUUCAGUCUGCCAGGCCUUAUGGUCAGAGAGCUGUGCUGAAAUUUGCCCAAUAUACCAGCGCCCAUCCUAUUGCUGGGAGGCACACUCCUGGAACAUUUACCAAUCAACUUCAGACAUCCUUCAGCGAACCUCGUUUGCUCAUUCUCACGGAUCCAAGGACAGACCAUCAGCCAAUCAAGGAAUCGGCUCUCGGUAACAUUCCUACUAUUGCCUUUUGCGACACCGAUUCACCAAUGAGAUAUGUUGACAUUGGUAUUCCUGCUAAUAACAAGGGAAAACUAAGCAUUGGUUGCCUCUACUGGUUGUUGGCAAGGAUGGUUCUGCAAAUGCGUGGGACCAUUGCCCCUGGGCGUAAGUGGGAAGUAAUGGUAGAUCUGUUUUUCUACAGAGACCCUGAGGAGGCCAAGGAACAGGAAGAAACUGAAGCUCCUGUGGCACCUGAAUUUGGUGCCGUACCUGAAUACACUGGAAUGGUGCCUACCGAUAACUGGACUACCCAGCAAUGGACGUCUGAUAUUCCAGCUACUACUGCCAUUCCUGCAGUGACUGGUGCCGACUGGACUGCUGACCAAGGUGUUGUUGCCGAUGGAUGGGAUAUGGCAGCAGCCCCACCCCCAGCUGCUGAAAUUCCCGCAGUAGCUGCUCCCACAGGAUGGGAUCCUGCUGUCGAUACUGCUCACAUUGCACCCUCAGGAUGGGAUUGAGUGCCUCAGUAAAAGCCUUCUGUUUAGCUCUUGGAGAGGCAACUAUAUCUUUUGAUGUCGAGGAAAAAGAAAUCACUAAAAGACUUAUCUUAGUUUCCUAUUUAUUCAAAUCCUGUACGUACCACUCGCUUUUAGGCUAAGUUUGCGUUUUGCGUGCUAUACUCUGCCAUGUGUUUUUGAAAUGUUAGUAAACUUUGGAUUGGGUAUCUGUUGGAAGUUGCUAGCGUUUUUCAAGGUGUUACCAAACAUUUGAGUUGAAUGAGGUAUAUAGUUACAAGCACGCACAACAAUACAGUUCGUGUGACUAA
This is a messenger RNA of Zingiber officinale, 1309 nucleotides long. RefSeq names its product 40S ribosomal protein SA-like. NCBI's taxonomy places the organism in Eukaryota, Viridiplantae, Streptophyta, Magnoliopsida, Zingiberales, Zingiberaceae. Bases 75 to 1001 code for a protein of 308 amino acids. The record is from RefSeq and is a predicted model, not a curated record. Gene Ontology annotation, biological process: ribosomal small subunit assembly; cytoplasmic translation. Gene Ontology annotation, cellular component: ribosome; 90S preribosome; cytosolic small ribosomal subunit. Gene Ontology annotation, molecular function: structural constituent of ribosome. The transcript has 5 exons.